Ipomoea nil (Japanese morning glory) is the source of this 1994-nucleotide messenger RNA. RefSeq names its product folate-biopterin transporter 1, chloroplastic. The coding region runs from base 29 to 1693 and encodes 554 amino acids. The transcript has 9 exons. Gene Ontology annotation, cellular component: membrane. The record is from RefSeq and is a predicted model, not a curated record. Lineage: Eukaryota; Viridiplantae; Streptophyta; Magnoliopsida; Solanales; Convolvulaceae.
AGUACCGAACUAAAGUGCCAUAAAAUAAAUGGCCAAAUUUAUUUCUACUCCAUUCUCAAUCUUACCCUCCCGUUACCCAAUUUUAUCCUUGCUUUACAUUUCUCCAUUUAUUACCCGGAUUCGCCGGAAGCGGCCUCCCAUCAUCGCCGGCUCUCACCGUCCCACGCGACAGAAGCCACCAUUUCCGGACAUGUCUGUCUCGGUUCCGAUUCCCGGUUCUCACCGGCGAGAGAUCGAUGCCGAACCGUUGUUAGAUUCUCGAAAUCGUGCAGGGAAGGGGGAUGUGCUGACAUCAGAUUUGGAACAAGAUAGAAGUGCAUCCAGUAAAAGUGGCCUUCGCAAAAAAAAAUACUCUAUGAGCUCCAUCAGCUGCUUUGGAGUUGACCUUACACCUGAUAACAUUGCAGUGGCUAUGGUAUAUUUUGUUCAGGGUGUCUUAGGACUUUCCAGACUUGCUGUCAGCUUUUACUUGAAAGAUGACCUGCAUCUAGACCCUGCAGAGACAGCAGUUAUAUCUGGAUUCUCAUCAUUACCGUGGCUUGUAAAACCAUUGUAUGGGUUUAUCAGCGAUUCUUUCCCUCUUUUUGGAUACCGGAGAAGAUCAUACCUGGUUUUAUCAGGGCUUCUUGGAGCGCUCUCAUGGACAUUGAUGUCCACCUUUGUUGACAGCAAGUAUAGUGCCGCCUUCUGCAUUCUUCUUGGAUCUCUUUCUGUUGCUUUCUCAGAUGUUGUUGUAGAUUCAAUGGUUGUUGAGAGGGCACGAGGUGAAUCUCAAAGCAUGUCAGGAUCUCUUCAGUCAUUAUGUUGGGGUUCUUCAGCCUUUGGAGGAAUCGUUAGUGCCUACUUUAGUGGUUCCCUGGUGGAUGCUUAUGGCGUGCGGUUUGUUUUUGGGGCAACAGCAUUGUUACCGUUAAUAACUUCUGCAGUGUCUGUUCUUGUAAAUGAGCAGCCUGUGCAUGGUCCAGGAAGGGGUCAGAAUCUUUCUUCAGACAUUAGCUUCUUUGAGAGCUCAAAGAAUAGCAUUUUUCAGCUAUGGGGAGCUGUUAAAGAGCCCAAUGUUUUUCUCCCCACUCUAUUUAUAUUCCUAUGGCAGGCGACUCCACAAUCUGAUUCUGCUAUGUUUUAUUUCACAACAAAUGAACUUGGUUUCACUCCAGAAUUCCUUGGACGUGUUAAACUUGUCACUUCAGUUGCAUCACUUCUUGGUGUUGGGUUGUACAAUGGUUUCUUAAAGAACGUUCCCCUAAGAAAGAUAUUCCUUGCAACAACAAUUAUUGGCUCGGCUCUUGGGAUGACCCAGGUACUCCUUGUAACUGGAUUGAACCGGCAGUUUGGCAUAAGUGAUGAGUGGUUUGCAAUAGGAGAUUCAUUGAUUAUUACAGUUCUCGGCCAGGCCUCCUUCAUGCCCGUUCUUGUACUAGCAGCAAGAAUAUGUCCACAAGGAAUGGAAGCAACUCUGUUCGCAACUCUAAUGUCAAUAUCUAAUGGUGGAAGUGUCCUCGGAGGUCUGAUUGGUGCAGGUCUAACCCAAGUCUUUGGUGUGACCAGGGACAAAUUUGACAACUUGGCAGCUCUGAUAAUUCUUUGCAAUCUCAGCUCCUUGUUGCCUUUACCACUACUUGGUCUUCUGCCCAAAGACGAGCCCGAUGUGAAGGAGAAAUCUAAUACAGAUAUCGAGAUGAAGUCUAACUGAAUUUCUUCGCCCUUUUUGAACUUCAGCUUCCAUUAAUCUCAGAUUAUGCUUUUGCCUUUUGCUGCAGUUUUAGAUCUUAGAGACAACCAAAGGAGAGAACCAGAGAACAUAUAGUUAUGCAAGUGUAAAUAUCCGAAAAGAUUACAUUAUAAUCGAAAUGAUUACUAACUUGUGGGGAUACUGAAGUACAGCUUUCAUAGUCCUUCGGAAACAUUGCAUCUUUUGAAUGUUACCCACAUGGCAAAUACUUGCGUUUUAGUGGUAUUCUCACCUAAAAUUAAUAUAUUACUAUUGAACAUGA